Pteronotus mesoamericanus is the source of this 4073-nucleotide messenger RNA. It is a transcript of the gene PHTF2, whose product is annotated as putative homeodomain transcription factor 2. Gene Ontology annotation, cellular component: endoplasmic reticulum. The coding region runs from base 172 to 2415 and encodes 747 amino acids. The record is from RefSeq and is a predicted model, not a curated record. Lineage: Eukaryota; Metazoa; Chordata; Mammalia; Chiroptera; Mormoopidae. The transcript has 18 exons.
GGGGUGGGACGACGGCUGUAGAGGCAGCGCGCUUGCCGGUAUCCUCGUUGUGGUCUCUCUCGGCGGUGGCGGUGUUUGCCUCGGCAUCUCUCCUGCACCCCAGCCGCCUCCUAGCGGCCUGGCGCCCACUCCUAAGCUUAAAAUGACGAAUGUGUGAUUUCAGUGGAAUAAAUGGCGUCCAAAGUCACUGAUGCUAUAGUCUGGUAUCAAAAAAAGAUUGGAGCAUAUGAUCAACAAAUAUGGGAAAAAUCUGUUGAACAAAGAGAAAUCAAGGGCUUAAGGAAUAAACCAAAGAAAACAGCGCAUGUGAAACCAGACCUCAUAGAUGUUGAUCUUGUAAGAGGGUCUGCAUUUGCUAAGGCAAAACCUGAAAGUCCUUGGACUUCUCUGACUAGAAAAGGAAUUGUUCGAGUUGUAUUUUUUCCCUUUUUCUUCCGGUGGUGGUUACAAGUAACAUCUAAAGUCAUCUUUUUCUGGCUUCUUGUCCUUUAUCUUCUUCAAGUUGCUGCAAUAGUAUUGUUCUGUUCAGCUUCUAGCCCACAUAACAUACCUCUGACAGAAGUGAUUGGGCCGAUAUGGCUGAUGCUGCUCCUGGGAACUGUGCACUGCCAGAUUGUUUCAACAAGAACACCCAAGCCUCCUCUAAGUACAGGGGGUAAAAGAAGAAGGAAAUUAAGAAAAGCAGCCCAUUUGGAAGUACAUAGGGAAGGAGAUGGUUCUAGUACCACAGAUAAUUCACAGGAGGGAGCAGUUCAGAGCUACGGUACAAGCACCUCAUACAGCGUUGGCGCAGUCUUCAGAGAUCUCUGGCACGCUGCUUUCUUUUUAUCAGGAUCAAAGAAAACAAAGAAUUCAAUUGAUAAAUCAACUGAGACUGACAAUGGGUAUGUAUCCCUUGAUGGGAAAAAGACUGUUAAAAGCAGUGAAGAUGGAGUACAAAGCCAUGAACCUCAGUGUGAAACUAUUCAACCAGAAGAGACAGCCUGGAACAAAGGAACACUGAGGAGCAUUCCCAACAAAGAUACCCAAAGGACAAGAACCAAUGUCUCUGAUGAAGUCUCCAGCGAGGAAGGUCCUGAAACAGGAUACCCAUUACGCCGUCAUGUGGACAGACCUUCUGAGAGCAUUCUUCGGAAUAGGAAGUCGCACCAUUAUAAGAAACAUUACCCUAAUGAGGAUGCCCCUAAAUCGGGUACUAGUUGCAGCUCUCGCUGUUCAAGUUCCAGACAGGAUUCUGAGAGCACAAGGCCAGAAUCUGAAACAGAAGAUGUGUUAUGGGAAGACUUGUUACAUUGUGCAGAAUGCCGAUCAUCUUGUACCAGUGAGACAGAUAUGGAAAAUCCUCAUAUUAAUCCAUGUGUGAAAAAAGAAUAUAGAGAUGAUCCUUUUCACCAGAGUCAUUUGCCCUGGCUCCACAGCUCCCACCCGGGAUUAGAAAAAAUAAGUGCUAUAGUGUGGGAAGGCAAUGACUGUAAGAAAGCAGACAUGUCUGUUCUUGAAAUCAGUGGAAUGAUAAUGAACAGAGUGAAUAGCCAUGUACCAGGAAUAGGAUACCAGAUUUUUGGAAAUGCAAUCUCUAUCAUCCUGGGUUUAACUCCAUUUGUUUUCCGACUCUCCCAAGCUACAGACUUGGAACAACUCACAGCACAUUCUGCUUCAGAACUUUAUAUGAUUGCAUUCGGUUCUAAUGAAGAUGUCAUAGUUCUUUCUAUGGUUAUUAUAAGUUUUGUGGUUCGUGUGUCUCUCGUGUGGAUUUUCUUUUUUUUGCUCUGUGUAGCAGAAAGAACUUAUAAACAGCGCUUACUUUUUGCAAAACUGUUUGGACAUUUAACAUCAGCAAGGAGAGCUCGAAAAUCUGAGGUUCCUCAUUUCCGGUUGAAGAAAGUACAAAAUAUAAAAAUGUGGCUAUCUCUUCGGUCCUAUCUUAAGCGUCGAGGUCCUCAGCGAUCAGUCGAUGUAAUAGUUUCCUCUGCUUUCCUGUUGACUAUCUCAGUUGUAUUUAUCUGUUGUGCCCAGUUGCUUCAUGUGCAUGAGAUCUUCCUUGAUUGUCAUUACAACUGGGAACUGGUAAUCUGGUGCAUCUCGUUAACCCUUUUCCUCCUAAGAUUUGUUACCCUUGGAUCAGAAACAAGUAAAAAAUAUAGCAAUACCUCAAUAUUACUUACUGAACAGAUAAACCUAUACUUGAAAAUGGAAAAGAAACCUAACAAAAAAGAGGAACUGACACUAGUGAAUAAUGUUUUGAAACUGGCUACUAAACUGCUAAAGGAGUUGGACAGUCCCUUUAGGUUAUAUGGGCUCACAAUGAACCCACUGCUUUAUAACAUCACCCAAGUUGUCAUCCUGUCAGCCGUUUCUGGGGUUAUCAGUGACUUGCUUGGAUUUAAUUUAAAGCUGUGGAAGAUUAAAUCAUGACAAUUCAGAGAAAAAGAAGAUAUAGCCUCUUUUCCGGAAUAAGAGUACCAACUUAGCUGCCUGAACGUAGUCACUGAGUCUUUGCUUCAGCAGUCUCAGCUGGGAAAUUGAAGUGUUUACAUCACACUGUCUUGUGCAAUCCUUAUAUUUAUUUUACUUGUUCACUGUUUUUUUACAUUUACUUUAGUCUUUAUAUUUUGUUUUUAGCAUUGAUGUGUACUUAGUUGUUGAUGAAAAGGGUGAUAAAACUGAUAUCCAGAUACUUGAGAUCCUGGUAAUUGUUCAUAAAUAAUUGACAAAACAACAAAUUGUGAGAAUAGAAGCCAUCACUAAGCACUGUUUCUCCAUCAAUGCCGUGAACUUGCCUUACUUGAGAAAAACUUCUUCAAUUUUGGAAUAAUUGCAUGGGACUCAGCUUAACCCAUAAAACGUUUUCUUCAGUAAAUCAAGAUCCAGUCAGGGUUUCUCUUGAAUUAUUUUGGGACGAUGCCAGGAUCUAAACUGAUUAAGCUGCAGUUAAGCACCCUUCAGUAUUAAUAUAUAUGGUAUUACAUAACAGGUCAACAAAGUGCUCUUUGAUGAUAAAACUCUUAAUAGAGCAAUAAUUGUAAAUGGUUACCAUACUGUAAGAUAUUUUGAUAAAAAUUUACUAGUGAUAAUUGUAUUUAUUUGAAACACUGGGCUGUUUGCACAGCUCUAACUGUGCAUGCUCAAAAUGUGCACUUUUUAAAAUUGUUACUUUUAAUGCGUUUCUUUAUAUGGGAUAUGUUAUAGUGUACUAGGGCAUGAUAUGGUAUCUUUUUGAGUGAGGUAUAUACUCAUCUCACAAGUGAAGUGCCUAUUGAUAUUACUAAAGUACGUUAUGUUUACUCAAGUAAAAUAUUUUUCUCCCCAUGGUACGCUGUAGUGUAUGCUCUUCAUACCACACUCAAGUGAACAACUUAAGAACCAAUAAAAUAUUCCUCUUAUUGAUAGUUAUAAAAGUACUGUACACCCAAAUUUUCAGAAGAGGCAACCUCAGCUUGCAAAUUGUAUCCUCUAAACUUAAUCUGGUAUAUCCCCUCCUCCCCAUCAUCACCCAGUUAUAUAAGGGCUAUUUUAGAUGUUUUUAACCUGGAAAAUUAACUCAUCGCACCAAUCCCCAUCACAACCCCCAGAUAAUUUGCCAAGUGUCCAAAUGAAAACUUACUGUGUUGGCACAUUAGGUAAAUAGGGCAAAUAUGAUGGUAUCUUAUUAGGCCUUGAUUUUAAGUUGUUAUAUUUGUACAAUCAAGCAUAUUUUAGAAAAUAAUUGAAACAUGAAAUGUAUUGCAAUUCUUUUUAAACUGGGCAUCUAGUUUCUAAAACAAUUUAUUUGAAGCAAUUUAGAUUUUUCUUGGUGCAAGGUGUAUCAUGUUGAAUAUCCUCACAUUUUUAAAAACAUUUUAGGGAUUUUAAAAUAAUGAAUUGUAAAAUUAUGUAUUUGAUUGGUGCAGUUUUAAUCCCCAAAUCAUAAUAUUAAGAUUGGGAAUGUGUAGAGAACAGAGCCAUGUCAUGAUGUCACUGUGUUCUUACCAUUCCUUUUCAUCAGCCUCAGUUCAGCUGCUGUACUAUAUUUUUUUCUGUAGAAAACAACAAAAACAUUUUGUUUUAUUUGCCUAUGUUCUAGUAUGUUUAAU